Messenger RNA from Penaeus vannamei (Pacific white shrimp), 486 nucleotides. The record is from RefSeq and is a predicted model, not a curated record. NCBI's taxonomy places the organism in Eukaryota, Metazoa, Arthropoda, Malacostraca, Decapoda, Penaeidae.
AUGUGUGCCUGCCGUGUUAUGCCGCGUCCGUCCCUCCGGCGGUACUUUCAAAGGCCUCUUUCUUCGUCUACUCCAGCAUGCCUUUUUCUCGUGCGUCCUGCCCUUGUGCCCUGCCCUUUCCCUGCCUUGUGUCCUGCCCUUGUGUCCUGCCCUUGUGCCCUGCCCUGUGUCCUGCCCCCUGCCCUUGUGUCCUGUCCUUGUGCCUGCCCUUGUGUCUGCCUUGCCCUUUGUGCCCUGCCUUGUGUCCUGCCCUUGCCCUGUGCCCUUGUGUUCUGCCCUUGUGUCCUGCCCUUGUGCCCUGCCCUUGUGCCCUUGUGCCUGCCCUGUGCCCUGCCUGUGUCUGCCCUUGUGUCCUGCCCUUGUGCCCUGCCCUUGUGUCCUGCCCUUGUGCCCUGCCCUUGUGCCCUGCCCUUGUGUCCUGCCCUUGUGCCCUGCCCUUGUGUCCUGCCCUUGUAUCCUGCCCUUGUGUCCUGCCCUUGUUAUUGA